AUGGCAGUUACAGCAACGAGACGGGAACGGCCGUUGUUCCCCCCAACACCAACGACACCCAUAGCAGCGAUUCGUUGCGGACCCCCGAGUUUGCUCAAAAAGAAUGUCCACUACGUGCGGCGGAGUGUUGCGCUCUUGCUGCUGGGCAGCACAGACUGCAAUGCGAUCGAGCUGGACGUGAAUCGAACUUUUCCCUCCAUCCCCUUCUUUAAGAAGGAGGGACAGAACGCACUCAGGAGAGUACUCCAAGCCUUCGCUGUCUUCGACCCCGAGGUGGGGUAUGUUCAGGGGAUGAAUUUCGUCGUGGGUGCUCUUCUCUACCACAGCAACACGACAGUGCAUUGGUGCUCACGGGGCCCUCCUGGCUCGGCUAUGAGGCUGCUGCAGGAGGAAGAGGACUCAUUGGCAGCGGGAGCGAAGGCAGCUCCCUCAGCAGCCGGCAGAGCUGCAGGCACAGCAGCCAGUGCCGCACACUUUACCUUAAGGACACGGGAGAAUAGAGUUUUUUGGCUUUUGGUGUCUCUUUUCCAUUUUUAUGAGCUGAGGAGGCUCUACCUUCCCUCCCUCCCCGGAGUCUUCGAGCGUUGCGCGGCCCUCGAGAAGAUGCUCAGUGUACAGACACCCGAGCUUCUUGAACACCUUCGUUCGUGUGGUGUUUCUUUGCCGCUCCUCACUUCGGACUGGCUGCUGACGCUGUUCGCAUACAGCAUCCCGCUCCCCGCCCUCUCCCUCGUUUUUACGCAGUUCUUUGAAGAGGGCUGGGUGUUCAUCCACAAGUUGGUGUGUGCAAGGCUGAAGCGCAUGGAGGCUGCGAUCCGGGGAGCGACGGAUAUCGUGGAGGUUACAUCUCCUCCUCCAGCACGCUUGGGUUUAGUAGGAGGCACUGUCCUCUCGUGGCUCUCUGCCGCUUCGGAGAGUGCGGCGCGGGCUGGCGUCGGGGGCGAACAAGGAUCGCACAUGCUUCAAUCCUUCUCUACUGCCAUCAGAAGACACCAAAAACAGAAGCUCUACCCUAUUUCUACCAAUCCUUCGAAUGAUCCCAACAGCUGCGGAGACGAUUCUGCAUGGUGUGCCAUUGUGGACGAUGUGCUUGAAAUGAGCGCAGACAGACUCGAUUUUAUUGAGAUGGAGUUGAACAUGCUGCAGCAGCAGCGACCGCUGCCUCCCCAGGCUGCCCCCUCGGGGCCUACCGACCCCCUGUGGAGGCGUGUGGACGAGGCAACGAAGUUGCUCUCACUGGAUAGCUGCUCGCCUCCUGCCGCUCCUGAUGCGGGCGCAGAUUCAGAUUCAGCAGCAGCAAGCUCAGGAAAAGCAGUUUCCAGUGCUCCUUGUGCAGAAGCUGCGGAGACUAAGGCACCCCCUGAUGUUACCGCCUUUACGUCUACCUCUCCCAAGGACGCACCACUCACAUCAGCUCCGCCAAGCAGCAGCAGUGGGGGCAGUAGAGGGACCUCUCGGCCCUUCGAAAUUAAAACUUCAGACCGACUCUACGUGAAGCGCACUGCUGCGCUGUUGCGAUCCCUAGGACGGGAGAAGACAGCGGCAGAGACAGAAGAACUUUGUGGCAUUGCCCUGGCGCACCAUCGGCUGCUGCUGCACAUCUCCGCUCAGAGACAGCACCUGCAGAAGCUAGCCAGGCAGGUGCUAGCGAGGCCCACGCAGCUUCUUUAGAGCCUCAGCCACUGGCUGGCUGACGCAGCGCGGUAUUGA
Molecule: messenger RNA, 1710 nt
Organism: Cyclospora cayetanensis
Lineage: Eukaryota; Apicomplexa; Conoidasida; Eucoccidiorida; Eimeriidae
Exons: 8
Source: RefSeq, a predicted model, not a curated record